AUGAAAACGUUUGUCAAGGAUGUUAUUGCCAUUAAAUCUCCUCUCAAAUCAGUGUCAUUCAUUUGCACUGCAACUCUACCACAUAAUGAUUCGCUUGAUGACGAAUCGCGCAGCGUUCUACGGAGAGAAGAUAGAAAUCUUUACAAAACGAUGUGUUUUGGAGCGUUUGCAUUUAUAAUCAUCCUGUGCGUGAUAGUCGUCAUCAUCGUCGUUGCAGCGGCACCCAGUCGGAAGAGAACACAGGAAGGGUUCAGAGAGGCUCCUCAACCGGUUCAUAUAAGGAUUCCACAAUAUGAUGUGCCUCGCACUGAAGAUGAGGAAAACGCUCCGAAUGUAGAAUCGGUUGAUAUGGAAGUUCCACGGUAUGAUGCACUCGAGAAUGAUGGCGAAGACAGCGAUGUGCUAGUGGAAGAAUGAAGACAAUCGUAUGAACGGAUACAUUCCAAAAUGUG
Messenger RNA from Cylicocyclus nassatus, 452 nucleotides. The record is from the annotation of a GenBank genome assembly. NCBI's taxonomy places the organism in Eukaryota, Metazoa, Nematoda, Chromadorea, Rhabditida, Strongylidae.